Stereum hirsutum FP-91666 SS1 is the source of this 768-nucleotide messenger RNA. RefSeq lists its product as uncharacterized. The transcript is spliced from 6 exons. Bases 1 to 768 code for a protein of 255 amino acids. NCBI's taxonomy places the organism in Eukaryota, Fungi, Basidiomycota, Agaricomycetes, Russulales, Stereaceae. The record is from RefSeq and is a predicted model, not a curated record.
AUGUCUCGACUGGAUCCCGACGACGAGGAGACUACUGGCAUGAUCCGUGAUCUUGAGAGGAUGUGCACGAAACUGGAAAGAAAGACGUCUUCCAACAGUACUUUUAUUCAUCUCCUGGAGGCGCAGAUUUCUCCUAAGGGCCUCGAGUGGAAGCAAGACGGGCAGGCUCCGAGUCGUGCGCGCGAACAGGGCAUGCUGGAAGCCCCGAAUGGCUUUUUGACACUCGAGUCCACUAGGGCUCUUACAUCUCUGAUCCUUGAGCAUGUGUCUCAGUCCACGGAGGCAGGGUGCAGGAUGUUGAUCGAUGUUAUUUUGCUCCAUUUGGCUGCUGCGGUCAGCGACGAAAACGAGGCGGUCAGCAUCGUACCCGAAUACGCUAUCCUCAAGACCGUCUUCAACGAAAAGCAUUCCUUUGGUGGAGUUGUAGACUAUCUGGUCACGAAGCUGCCAUCCGCUUUUACACGUCAGAUCCUGGGUCAGCCUGUGGCAACGCUCAAUAGGCCUGACCUCAAGCACAUCGGCACCUCAAACGUCUUUGAGGCGAAGAACCUUGUCGAGAUUCAUGAUUACACCAGAGGCGCGAUUGCCAACGGUAAAACCUGGCUUUUCUUCAUUUAUCGAAAACUUCAAGUCGGUGGAACCUACGCCGCCAGUCCCCCAGUUGAGCUUAGCACAGGAGCGGAGAACCUUCUACUUAUUCUCGGCUUGCUUCGUGACUGGAUCCUCAACGCAUCGCGCCCCGAGAUCGCCUAUUUUGAUGAAGUUUAG